Molecule: messenger RNA, 1069 nt
Organism: Alnus glutinosa
Lineage: Eukaryota; Viridiplantae; Streptophyta; Magnoliopsida; Fagales; Betulaceae
Product: ethylene-responsive transcription factor RAP2-1-like
Exons: 1
Coding region: 290-730 (146 amino acids)
Biological process (GO): regulation of DNA-templated transcription
Molecular function (GO): DNA-binding transcription factor activity; DNA binding
Source: RefSeq, a predicted model, not a curated record
GCUGAUGGAUUGUGUCGGCCAAUUUUGGAUUUAUCUUAAAGGAAGAUCAACGUGGCGGCCGUACCCAGAAGACAGACUAGCAGCCAAGUAGGAAACUAAUUUGCCCCGCCCCCCUCUAUAUAUAUUUUCCCUCUACAUGUUGCACAACAUUGUUUCUGGCAUCGGAGGCCUAGUGUACUUUCUGAAACUGAUCGAAAGCAGAAUCUUCCUGGCCGGGUUUUUUGUUUUCCUUUUUUCCUUUUGGGUAAUAUUCAUAUGUUGUAGAAAAUAGCAUAGCCUAAUUAGAGCCAUGGAUGGAGACUGUUAUUCAUCGUCGAGAAGCACUGAAAAGCGCAAGCAGAGGCAACAGCAAGACAAGCCGUAUAGGGGUAUAAGGAUGAGGAAGUGGGGGAAGUGGGUCGCUGAGAUUAGAGAACCCAACAAGCGGUCUAGGAUUUGGCUUGGUUCCUACACCAGCCCCGUCGCCGCCGCACGUGCCUAUGACACCGCCGUCUUCUAUCUCCGAGGCCCUUCCGCUCGCCUUAACUUUCCCGAUUUACUUUUCGAGGAAGACGAUGAUGAACUCCGCGACGUCUCCGCCGCUUCUAUACGCAAGAAAGCCACCGAAGUCGGAGCCAGAGUCGACGCGCUCCAAACCGCCGACCAUGCGUCGCAGUCGAAGUCUAGUCGGGUCUCAGAGACGCCCGAUUUAAACGAGUACCCGGGCCCGGAAAACUCCGACGAAGAUUGAAUAUAUAUAUAUAUAUAUAUAGAUGCUUAUCGCCAGCUGGUUAUGGUUUCUUUAUUCCAUCUUCUACAACGUCGCUCUGGCGUGCCAGAAAAUAUAUAUAUAUAUAUAUAUAUCUGAGACGCCAAGAAGAGAUCGAAAGAAGGAAGAAGUUGAUGUUGGGUUUGUGAAAAUAGAAUCAAAAGCUUCUGUUUGAUAGGUUUAGAUGAUCUCUCAGUUCAGUUGUAACAAGACCUAAGCAGCAAUAGUUUUGUUAGUCAUAAACCUAGUUUUUAUUUUUCUUUAAUUUGAUUAACUUCUUUCAUAGUUUGAUUUUAAUGUUUAUGGAUAAAUCUUCUUUUA